AUAGAUGUGAUUUAGCACGAGACAGGCCUUGCACUCUCGAGAGUCACGAUGAAAAGAGUGGAUCAACUGUGGAAUUGAAUUUCAUUUCAGAGCAGAGUACGCUAGCGAUUUAUUCAGGAAUUGGCGUGAUUUGAUCAAUUUCGUUACAUCAAUUUCAAUUCACCCUUUACACCUGAGACAGGCAAGUACAUAGGGUUCUAGGUAAAUAUCCGUCCAUACCAGCCGUAUAUUUAUAUUUGGCGGAAGAAAAAACUUUUGACUCAAUCAUUUACGGCGGGCCUCGUGUAUAUUACAAACUGGAGGAACGCCUCCAUCUUGCACUUUUCUCCGCUCCUGACAUCACCGAGUACAGGCUGUGUAUACGCAUAUAUACUGCAUAUAUCCUGUCGGAGAUGGAUUCGUGACAUAUCUGAAUGGAUCGCGAGGCCUCGGCUCAGCACGGUGAUGGGUGUACCGGGCGGCGGAAGAAAAAAGGAGGAUCGUCGUACCCCCGUCUCGUAUAGGGAAAAUUGAAAACAUAAAAAGGAAAGAGAAAAGAAAGAAGAAGAAGAGUAGCAGUUUCAUCAGCUCAGAGUGCACUCUCUCUACUUUUCCUUUUUUUUUCCUUCUUUCUUUCUUAGUGACUUUUUCUUUUUUCUUAAUAAAUAAAGAUCUUAUCAUCUAAUCUAUCUAAUAAAGAUCUAUUUCAGAUGAUGAGAGUGGGCUUUGUGCAGCCCUUGACGAUGAACCCCGUUGGACUCAUUGCUUCUCUAUUUCUAUCUCUUUCUUAAAAAUUGUGUUUUGCUGUGCUUUAGCCCGGCUGUAGGGCCCAAUGCCGCUGUCUGCGACCCAAAGGCGCCACAAGACAAAUGAUUGAGCACGGGUCUAGUGUUAGAAGGCGACGACGACGACGACUUUGUGCGGUUCCUGAAAUCGUUACGCCGGAGAAAAUUGAGGACUAGGAGCUAUAGGAGCUCUGGCUUGUACAUAAUACCGGGAGAAAAAAAAAACAGGAGCGCUCGACGUCGGCUAUAUAGUCCCGCGCGCACCGCACCAAUUCCUGUUGAUCAAACACGAAGGAGCCUAGAGUCUGAAGGGAGCGAAAAAAAGAAGGAGAGAAAAGCUGGGGGGGUCGCCGCCCGUUCGGAUAACUAACUGCCGACGUCGGGGCGCCAUCACCAAUCGAUCCUGCCGUAGUCUCUACAGCCCCCAAUCUCUGACAAGACGACGAUCGAGCUGCUAGAGCGGUCGAUGAUUCUGACAAGGUGGUGGACAUGGACCAGGAUCGGAACGAGAGUGUGUGUAGUAUACUUGACCCCCCCACCGACACACACGUCAACUUGUUCCCCGUGACAUGGAGUGGCGGGCUCACGAAAAAUAGCGUUGUGGGUGCAUCAUCAUCUGUGUAUCGAUAUCAAAUCAGUCGCGCCAAACGCCGACGAGACACACUGACGUCCAUCUGCAGUCGAUCCCUAUGAAUCGUAUUGACUGCGCUCCCACCACCGGCCAGCGUCAUGUUCAGCCCGAAGAUGCAACGUCCCGUUCGGGUCAACGAGGUGCAGUUACACACGUUGGGAGAACGGGCCCGCUACGACGCCACCAUCGCCGGCGCCCUCUACAAGCGGACAUCGGACGGCUCAAAGUGGCAGCUGAGGUGGUUCACUCUUUAUCAGAAUGUCCUGUUUUACUGGGAGGCGGAAUCUUCGAGUCGGCCAUCCGGUGUCAUCUUCUUGGAGGGGAGCUAUUGCGACCGGGUCAUUUCGGUUUCGGCGGCUGGACACCAACAGGUCAAUCAGCACCAGUCCAAUCAGGGAUCGGGUGGUAAGACUGGAGGAGGCGGCAAAUACCAUCACGGAAGUAGCGGAGUCGGCGGCGGAGGAGGAGGUGGCGGAAGUGUCGUCGGAAGUGGCAGCAGCAUCGAGAAACAGUAUUGCUUCGCCAUCACCUUCCGCAGGGAUAACCAACGGUCCUACGAGCUACGGGCGGAAUCGGAAAGCGAUUGCAAAGCCUGGAUCCAGGCCGUCAAACAAGCCAGUUUCAACAAGCUCCUGGCGCAGAAGGAAGAGCUGGAACAGAAGCAUUUGCACCUGCUGCAGAUUGUGGAGAGCGAGAAGACGGCCAAGUGGCAGUACACGCGCCAGUGCGAGGAAUUGACGGACGAAAUCAAACAACUCAGAACGGAGCAGUUGUGCACGCUCAAAAAGGAGUGGCGUUUAACACCCAGCGCCGCCGGAGGCAGCGGAGGCAUUGGCGGAGCCACGGGUGGCAUCGGAUCCUCUGGUGGCGUCGGAAUGGGACUCGGAAGCCACCGACAGGGAGCCGACGGAGGAUCGCAGAGCGGAAUCGGAUCCGCUGGAAAUGUCGAACUGGACGAUCUCAAGAAAAUCCGCAAAGUUCAAGGCUUCUUCCGCGGAUGGCUGUGCCGCCAUCGAUGGAAAGUCAUCGUCGAGGAAUACAUUAAAUCGCCUCACGCCGAGAGCAUGCGCAAGAGGAACAGUUUGGUGUUCCGAAUGCUGGAAGACGAGGAGGAGAACGUCCAGCAAUUAGAGAUCCUAGUGGCCCGUUUCUAUCGACCCUUCAAAAUGGCUGCCAGCUCCAAAAAGCCGCCGUGUUCUCACGAGGAUAUCAGCUCCAUCUUCCUCAACUCUGAAACGAUCCUCUUUCUCCACCAGAUUUUCUACAAAGGUCUACAAGCUCGCAUGAAUAACUGGCCCACUCUGGUUCUCGGUGAUUUGUUCGACGUCCUGCUGCCGAUGCUCAACAUCUACCAGGAAUACGUCCGCAACCACCACUUCUCGCUGCAGAUCCUGACCGAGUGCAAACAGAAUCCGCAGUUCUCCAGCGUCCUUUCACGGCUCGAGGAGCACUCUGCCUGCAAAGGUCGAUCUCUCGAAACCUUCCUCACUUAUCCAAUGCAUCAGAUCCCGCGUUACAUUAUCACGCUGCACGAAAUCCUGGCCCACACGCCGCACGAGCACGUCGAGCGCCGCAGUCUGGAGAACGCCCGCGUCCAGCUCGAGCAUCUCUCUCGCCAAAUGCACGACGAAGUUAGCGAGACGGAGAACAUUCGCAAAUGUUUGGCCAUCGAGCGGAUGAUUGUCGAGGGCUGUGACAUCUUGAUGGACGUCACUCAAGUCUUUGUCCGUCAGGGGAGUUUGCUGCACAUCGUCAAAGAGAAGGCCCGCUCUCAAAAGGGCCGCCUCAGUCUGUCCAGCCGGAGGGGAAGCGUCGGCACGGGAGUGGGCGGCGAACGCGGAGAAGUCCGCCAGUGCUUCCUCUUUUCCAACACGCUCAUUAUCGCCACGAGGACGUCGGACGGAAAGCUGCACCUUUUGCCGGAAAUCGGAAAGAUUCCUUUUGUGGACGCCACUUUGAUUGAGGACCCGACCGAAACGAGUAGCUGCGACGACGAUGACGAGAGUCUUUGCUCGACGUCGAGUCAGACGUCGAGCGAGAUGAGUGACAGCAGCGCCACGGCGGAUAGGUCUUCACGUCAACAGCAUUCCGGCACAAACUAUCACGGACUUGAUUUCCAGUUGAUUGUCGAAAACAAGUCGGGCAACGGACCCGGCAAAGUCGUUCACCUGGUGGCGCCGUCAAUGCAGGACAAAGCGGCCUGGAUCUCCGACAUUAGUCAGUGUAUCGACAACGUCCAUUUCAACGACUUUGUGCACAGUUCCAUCUCGGACGCCUCGUCCGUGACUCAUCCGCACUCGGUGCGCAACGACCCGCGUCUCUUCAACGACGACAUCGACAUUCGAUUCAGCCGCACCCUCAACUCGUGCAAAGUGCCGCAAAUUCGCUACGCCACACCGGAAAGACUGCUGGAACGUCUUACGGACUUGCGCUUCCUCUCCAUCGAUUUCCUCAACACUUUCCUGCUGACUUAUCGCGUUUUCACCGAUGGCGUCACCGUACUCGACGCUCUCAAGAAAGUCUUUUACGCUUCGUCGACGGUCGAGCCUGCGCAGCACGACAACGCCCGUUGCUCCAUUAGUUCAAUUGAAUUCGGAGGCGUGCCUUGCCAACUGGAUCAGAGCGUCCUCUAUCCGACGUACAAGAGUGUUCUCGGAUCGCCCGCCAGGCGUAUUAGCGGCGGAAGCGCCGUCUCAGGAAGUCCGAAAGCCAGUCCGCGCAACAGCCCGUUCACCAGCCCGCGUGGAAGCAAUCAAUGGAGUAGCCGUCCUUCCGUUGGCGACGUCUCCGUCAGCCGUCGUGGAAGCCGUUUCGACGGAGUCGAAAUCCGUGAAACGCCUAAUGAGGAAGAGGCCGAAAUGGAGAAAUCCGCUGCUAAUACCGGCCCAAGCCAAGGAAUUCAAGGCAUCAAGGAGCGCAUCAAACAACAACACUUGACGAUCCCCAAUAAAGGCAUGGAAUUGUCAUCCAGCGCUGAAACUCUUUCUGAAAAUAAUUGCAGUAGCUCCACAUCGACGCUGGUUGCCCUCAGCAGUAGUACGCAAACACUGACAUCCUUCAGUGUCAGUGGUUCCAACGAGGGAAAUCCAACAACAAUAGCAUCUACCCAUGUUGUCUCGGUUUCGGAUCACCAAGGAUCGAAAACAAGUCACGAAUAUCAACUGGAAAUCCCGACUACUGUCACACCCCAUCCUGUGCCAUCGUUCACAACCUCCACCCAUCAGGCCACCAUCUCCAGAAGAGAAUCCAUGAUAACGGGACCAUCGCUGGAUAUGGAAGUAAUGGACGAUCUGCUGAUGUCAGAGCCUAGACCGGGCACCCAAUCGUCUGGUUAUAGCGGCGUGGGUAGUGGCCGUAGUGGCAGCUCUGCCGGCCAGCAUCCGCCUCAUCCGUCGCAACAGCAACGUGUCAGCAUCGGUAGCAGUUACUACGGGGCUGGCAGUCGCUAUGGUGACGGAACUACGUCCACUGUAACUUCAUCCGCCCGACAGUCCACCUCCUACACGACUCAGUUUGACUCCAUCAGAGUCGGCGCUGGAGUCGUCGUCACCUCUCAUCGCCAAUCACAGCGCAGGAGUAGUACCUCGUCAGCUGCAGCCGCAUUCGCCGUGGCCACGGCAGGAUCAAGUAAUCCGCGCGAUUAUUCCCUGCCAACUGGCCCAUCACGGACGGGCCCCGGAAGCAUUUUAGGGGGUGGUUCAGUGGGCGCCGGAGGAACAAGGUCUCAGACUUAUUGCAGCAUCAACUUGCCGUCUAGCGAUCCUCGUGGUAGUUUCGGCGGGGCCGUCCAGCAGCAACCGUCCAGUAGCGAAAGUGGAACCGGUGGGGGCAGCGGCCCAGGAACCGGAGGUCAAGUUUUUCGUGACCGGAAGGAAAGCAUCAUGUCUUCAGCGGCUACUAUGCGUGUAUUAAGCGUCUUGCGCCACUGGAUCUCCAAGCAUCGAGACGAUUUCGAGUCAUCCACAUCCGGCGAUUUACGACUCAAGAACCUGACGAUUGAAUUCUUGGAGGAUGUCCUCUCUUCGCCCCAAUUGCUGCCGGCCGAGCACAAGGCCGCCUCCCAACUUUUGCAGUUGCUCACUAGAGACGAUCCAUCGCACACAAAGAUCGAUCUCGGCAUCUUGUUAGCUCAACCUGUGAUUCAAAGUCGUGAAAACAUAGAGACUCUCUCAGCUCUAGAGAUUGCCGAACAAAUGACCGUUCUGGAUCAUGCCAUUUUAGCGUCCAUCAAGAGCGAAGAGUUGUUGGGUCAGGCGUGGAUGAAGCCGGACAAGCUUUUCAGAGCCCCGCAUAUCAUUCUAAUUACUAAACGUUUCAACGAGGUUUCGCGAUUGGUAGCGUCGGAAGUUAUCCGCCGGCCGAAUUUAGCCGCCCGCAUCGCUGUGAUUGAAAAAUGGACAGCUGUAGCCGACAUUUGCCGUUGUCUUCACAAUUUCAACGGAGUACUUCAAAUUUGUUCCGCGUUCACCAACAGCGGCGUCUUUCGGCUCAAGAAAACCUGGGAGAAACUUUCCAAAACGACGAGACAGACGAUUGACAAACUUCAAAGUAUCGUCUCGACGGACGGGAGAUUUCGAAACCUUCGUGAUGCUUUGCAUCGUUGCGAUCCACCGUGUAUCCCUUAUCUUGGCAUGUACCUGACCGACUUGUCGUUCAUCGAGGAAGGUACUCCCGAUUUCACAGAGGACGGCUUGCUCAACUUCUCCAAAAUGAGAAUGGUGGCUCAUGUCAUCCGUGAAAUAAGGCACUUCCAAUCGACUAGCUACAAGAUCGAGCACUCUUCCAAAGUCAACAGCUAUUUGUUGGAUGUCAACAAUCUAGUUGACGAUGAAGAUCUGUAUCAAAUGUCGCUAGAAAUUGAGCCUCGAACGUCCCGAUUGGGAUCGAUUAGCCAUCAGGUCGGUUCUUGUCUCUUGUCGACCUUAUCACCAGCGGCCGUAGUGAGCACCACAGGUGGCGGCGGCGGCAGCGGAAGCCCAACCCAGUGAUUUCUCUUCAUUACAUCAAACCAAGUGUUAUUAAAAACCAAAAAAAAAAAAAAACUUAUUAUGUUCUACAAUUCAAAUUUUAUCUUCCGGUUUUUGCUGUCGGAUAUUCUAUAUCAAUGUUAUUAUUCCUCCUUUGUCUCCUCAUUCCAUCACUUUUUCUCGCUCCUUUUUUUCAUUUUAUUGAUUCUAUAAUUCAAUAAUUCACUCUUACGAUAACCUAUUUUCUAACCAUAUGUUUUCCAAUAAUUCCACUCUACAAAUCGUAUACUGCAAUGAUAUCUAUUUUGAAAAACAAAAACGUCGACAAUUUUGAUGUUUCAUCUAGUUGCCAUUUCAUCAUCUGUUCAUAAGUGUCUUCCCGCCGUUCGAUUCCAGUCAUAAUUUCCGAAAUAUCAAAGUUUAUUGGCAUUUAUUUGUUUCAAUACAUCUAUUUCUUUUCCGUGUUA
Molecule: messenger RNA, 6829 nt
Organism: Daphnia pulicaria
Lineage: Eukaryota; Metazoa; Arthropoda; Branchiopoda; Diplostraca; Daphniidae
Product: ras-specific guanine nucleotide-releasing factor 2-like
Exons: 30
Coding region: 1494-6383 (1629 amino acids)
Biological process (GO): positive regulation of GTPase activity; Ras protein signal transduction
Cellular component (GO): plasma membrane
Molecular function (GO): guanyl-nucleotide exchange factor activity; protein binding
Source: RefSeq, a predicted model, not a curated record